Messenger RNA from Xiphophorus couchianus (Monterrey platyfish), 3104 nucleotides. RefSeq names its product jumping translocation breakpoint (gene jtb). Gene Ontology annotation, biological process: mitotic cytokinesis. The coding region runs from base 398 to 850 and encodes 150 amino acids. NCBI's taxonomy places the organism in Eukaryota, Metazoa, Chordata, Actinopteri, Cyprinodontiformes, Poeciliidae. The transcript has 6 exons. Gene Ontology annotation, cellular component: midbody; membrane; spindle. The record is from RefSeq and is a predicted model, not a curated record.
ACCGGAACGUUUCUGGGCUUUAUGGUGUCGUCGUGAGCAGAGGCGGCCCGUCAGACAGUCCGGUAACAGCCUGUGGAUUUCAGCAGUCUCUCUGUCUGGUCUCCGGUCAUUUACAACGACCUUUGUGUUUCAACCGUCGCUGUAAAGCAGUUGCUCUUCCUCUCAGCUGCCGUGUUGGAUCUAAAAAUGGCGGCUGUUUCAGCGGAUCACGGUCUCUGCAACCUUUUGCCUUAACUCACCCAGUUAAAUCUGAGCACCAUGUAAACAAACCAGGCAGCAAACCAAUCCAAGCGUUAGCCUGCACCAGCUCCGGAACCAGUGGGUUACUGGUGAGUAACCAGCAGCAGCAGCAGACAGGGUGGCAGCGCUGUCACCUUCCAGCUGGGGAGGCAGGCUGAUGGAGAGCAACUGCCGGAUCCCAGUCGCCUGCUGUCGGCCUCGGAUCCUCCUCCUCCACGCUCUGUUCUGGGGUCUCGUCUCGCUCAGAGUGUUCGGAGCGGCGCUGCUGAGCGAGGAGAAGACGACAGCAGGGAAGCCUGUUGUCGCCCCCUGCUGGCUGCUGGAGAACUUUGUGGUGCUGGAGGAAUGCAACAGCUGCACCGACUUUAACACUAAGACGCAGACGGUUUGCAGAGAGACGGGAUACGUGGAGCUGGUGAACUGCACCAAGACCAGCAGACAGGAGUACAAGAGCUGUCGCUCCGCCCUGAUGGAGGACCAUCUCUUCUGGAAGUUUGAGGCGGCCAUGUUGGCUCUGACGGUCGUCUUCGCCGUCCUGGUGGUCAUCCGCCAGCGCUGGCUGGAUCGCCUCGCCUCUGAGAAGGUCCGCCGACAGAUCGAGUCCAUCUAGGAGAAGGGGGUCCUGUUAGGUUUUUAAAUCUUUUGGCAGUAUUUUUAAAAUGGAUCCAGAUUUGGACCGGACUUGUUGGAUGUCCUCCAUGGAGUUGGCUGAGCUCAGCUCCCCAUCUGUGAAGUUUUUCCUCUUCACCAGCGACUGUUUCUCUGCUAAAACAGCAGAACAAACACUAAAACCGGGACAAUGAGAGUCCGGACUCAUGAUGCAAACUGUAGAUUAUAUUUUAAUGAACAGAGUUUAUAGAGAAAUCAGGGAAGGAGUAGUUUGAUCUGGAUGAAAACAGAAGUGAAACUGACAAACCUUAGGAAGAGAAGCUGAAACGUCUCUUCCUGCAUCGCGCUGAUGUCACAGUCAGGAACUUCCUUAUAUGGACUCUGGAAGUGACAAUUGGCAGCAGCUGUUUCUGAAGUGUGGAACAAAAGUCUUUUUCUUUCAAGAUUAAACAUUUUCCUGCAGAAGUACGAAAUAAAAGUCUGAAAAAGAUUCAAAUCUGAUAUUUAAAGAUGCAGUUCUGUUUCAGUUUGCCAUUAAAAACUGUUUUUACAUCCGUGUUUUGGUUGAUGUGGCUGUAUUUCGGUUCCUGUGCAGAAAUUUGAUGAAAGUAUUUUUGAGCUCUGGAUAAAUAAACAAUUAUUUGUCAAUUAAUGGUUCAUUAUAUUUAAAUUAGUUCUAAUCGAUUAAUAACGGCCGCUUAGACCUUUUUUCAGUGUUCUGAUUCGGCCGCCAUCCUUAAGCGAAGCCGUUGAUCCAAACAAGAAAAAAAGAAAAUGGCGACCGUAUCAUAACGGGAAAGAAAAACAGUCCAAACGGAGUCAAUUGUGGGAUACAAAUUGCAGUUUUUGCGGUUCUGUUUAUAAAUAUAAACACUCGUCAAGCUCCUGAAGUUAUCGCUAUAGUACAGCUGACUCAAGAAAAUGUUAAAAUAUGUUUCUUCUUUUAAAUUUGGUAUAUGGUACAAAAGUUAGCCCUUUGUUUUAGAAAGACGGUUUUCUCUUGAUACAAGAGAAAACUUUUUUUAAGAGAUCGUCCGCUUAUCAAUCAACUUUAGAGUAACUCAAUAAUGAUGACUUACACCCCAAAAAGAAAGGAGAAUACGUUAAAAAAAAAAGUUUGUAUUCUGCCAUGCGAACCAUUGUUUCCUUCCUGUUUCUGUAAUUCUUUUUCAGCUCACAGUAUAGUAAUCUUACCCGAACUCGCGGCGAACGUUUUAGUGUUUUUAUAGUUUCUAAUCUACUGUGAAGUCUAAAAAUGUCUCAUUUCUACAUGCCGGAUGCGCUGGAAAGAAUUAAAAGUUUGAAAUUGGUCAGAACGUGACGUCAUCGAUCAUAUCCGCCCAUUCUUCACCUGAUUGGUUCACGUUUCCUCUAGCUGAGCUCUGAUUGGUUGCUGCUUCAGACUUUAUAGAAGGCAACCAAAACAGGCACUGUUUUAAUUUUAUGUUCCUUUAUCAAAGUGUUUCAGCCUCAUACUGAUGUUUUAUUGUAAAUAAUAGGUUUAUGUUGGACGUUUUUUGUUUCUGACAAAAUAAACCAUAGAGAAACAUAAAACAGUGUGAGUUACCUGAUUUGAUUUAGUUCAAAAUGUCUAUUGCUUUAUUUCAAUAAAUACGUUACAAAUAAGGUCAAUCUCAGUAUAUUUGAUCAACUUUUCUUCAACGUACAGAAGCCUUGGACCAACUAAAUAACAAUUUGGGAAUCUUAGACUGGAGAUUCUCUAAAGCAGUCUGAAAUUUGAACCUUUUAUUUUGUUAAACAUCCUUUUAAAAAGCAGCUUGGAGGUAUGAUUGACUAUUUAGUUUAAACACAAAAACUAACACUGUUGGGUAGAAUUGUUAAACAUUAUGCAUUUACGUGGCAAAUCACUGUGAAAACUACUACAUUUGUUAAAGGUUAUUAAAAUUUCAUUCCUUUAAUUAACAGAAACAUUAUUUGAAAAAUCAAACAUUUUCCUUCCUCAAUUGUCUUUUUCCACAAUUAUCCAGACCUGGAAAGUCUCAAAAGCAAAAUCCAAACCUUCCCACACUUUGUAUAAAUCAUGUAUGUUACCCAAAAUCUAAAAACCAAAAAAUGAUUGAUCAAAACUCAGACUGCUUCAAUAUACGGUUAAUGACAACGCUUCAAAUCACUGAAAUAACACGUUCCACUUUUUAUUGUAGCAAAACGUUUUGAAGACCAAGCUGCUGAGCAGCUCCACAUCAAAUAAACAAAAUCUUGAAUUUAACAUUAAAUCUGCAAAAUAUAAAGAUAAC